AUGGCGGCCCGCAAGACACAACAAGAGAUUGAAAAGACCUUCAAGAAAGUUGCAGAGGGCAUGCAAACAUUUGAAGGGAUUUAUGAAAAGAUCCGGUCGGCUACAAAUCCCACCCAGCGCGAUAAGCUCGAGGACAACUUGAAGCGUGAAAUCAAGAAGCUUCAAAGAUUUCGAGAUCAGAUUAAGUCAUGGGCUGCUGGCAAUGAAGUUAAGGAUAAGGCUCCAUUGCUGGAGCAGCGGAAGGCCAUUGAAUCAUGCAUGGAACAAUUCAAGGCUGUUGAGAAGGAGAUGAAGACAAAAGCCUACUCCAAAGAAGGCCUAUCAGCAGCUUCACGACUCGAUCCUAAGGAGAAGGAGAAGGUAGAGGCCUGCGACUUCCUAUCUUCCAUGGUUGAUGAGCUUCAACUGAAGAUCGAGGCUAUGGAGGCGGAAGAGGAAACGCUACAGGCGCAGAUGAAGAAAGGAAAGAAGGACACCAGCAAGGCGAACCGAAUGGCGGACAUCUCGCGAGUAACGGAACGGCAUAAGUGGCACGUCAACAAGCUCGAGUUUCUACUUCGGUCGCUACAAAAUGGCAAUUUGGAUAUCCAACAAGUGAUAGAUCUCAAGGAGAGUAUCAAGUACUAUGUUGAGGAAGGAGGUAAUCUCGAUUACUCCGGAGAAGACGAAACCCUGUACGAUGACUUGGCUAUUGGAGAGGAUGUGGAAUUGCAAUUUGGCAUUGCCGGCGACAAUGACCGAGUAUCCUCACAAGAUGCGCUAUCUGUGCAUGAUGACGAACCUGAGCUCAAGCCCAAGCCCAAGGCAGAAUCUACUUCAGGAAGACGACCAUCUACGCAGAUGAAGUCACCCCUCCCUGUCCUUGCUACUCUUCACUCCUCUGCCUCGUCCAAUACCACCCCUGGGAUGAAACCUGCGCCUCUUCCCACUCGUCCGCCUGGCGAAACACUCAAGUAUGCCUCCGCAGCAGCUGCAGCAGCUUCCAGCGAUAAGAGUGGAGCCGAGUCGUCUAGUUAUUCGCCAAGUGUUGCUUCUGUGCAGCCUGUGCAGCCAGUUGUCAAUGCAUCUGCAACCAUUGCUACAUCGCCAGAGGAGCCGAUUGGAUCAGGACGAACAAAGACGCCCGGCAGAACGAGGGCGCCCAGUACCUCGUCAGCAACCCCGGUCGAUAAGUCGACAGCAGCAGUUAACGGUAAGGCCAUUAAUGAAGGCGCAGUCGAAGGUGCGGGAGAAGGCUCCGCAGCAGGCACAGCAUUAGGCGAUGAGUCGAUCUAUCAUCUGCCUCCGUGUCUGCAAGAUUUGGUACAAUCAUUUGAGUUGACAAAGCAACGUUCCUCCGUGAACAACUCACAAUCAGUGCAACGACUUCUCGCAAAUUCAUUAACCACCUGUCCGGAACCCGGUGACGCCGACAAGCCCCGCCACUACAGAGCGCAAAACCCCCACAACACUCCCCUCGCCUACCCACAAGAGCCCCUGUCUAUCUUCCAAGAUCCUCGGUUGUACGAUACCGGACGUAUCGACACUGAUACUCUUUUCUACCUUUUCUACUACCGCCAGGGCACAUAUCAGCAAUACCUUGCUGCCAAGGCCCUGAAGAACCAAAGCUGGCGUUUCCACAAGCAGUAUCAGACAUGGUUCCAGCGACAUGAGGAGCCAAAGAAUAUCACGGAAGAAUUUGAGCAGGGUACAUACCGUUUCUUCGACUAUGAGAGUACCUGGAUGAACCGGCGCAAGGCAGAUUUCAAGUUUGUUUACAAGUACCUCGAGGAUGAGCUCUAA
Messenger RNA from Penicillium taxi, 1782 nucleotides. RefSeq names its product CNOT2/3/5 family protein. The transcript is spliced from 4 exons. Gene Ontology annotation, biological process: nuclear-transcribed mRNA poly(A) tail shortening; regulation of DNA-templated transcription. The record is from RefSeq and is a predicted model, not a curated record. Lineage: Eukaryota; Fungi; Ascomycota; Eurotiomycetes; Eurotiales; Aspergillaceae. Bases 1 to 1782 code for a protein of 593 amino acids. Gene Ontology annotation, cellular component: P-body; CCR4-NOT core complex; nucleus.